Messenger RNA from Prorocentrum cordatum, 1849 nucleotides. NCBI's taxonomy places the organism in Eukaryota, Dinophyceae, Prorocentrales, Prorocentraceae. The record is from the annotation of a GenBank genome assembly.
AGCAAUUUGGGUUAGGUAGCUUUUCAGGCUGGUAGAAGACUGCGUGCACAGGUGGCGUCCGCUUGCCGAGGCCGCCUUGUGCGCCCCCCGCCUUCCUGUGGCUGGCCCCGCCUCAGGCUCUGGCCUUGGCCGGGGCACCAUGUCGCAAGACAGGAAGGUCUUUGUGGGUGGCGUGCCGCAGGACCUGACGCAAGACGAACUGUACACAAUCUUCUGCGAGUAUGCCGGGGUGAAGAAGGCAUGGCUGCAGAAGUGCCGGCCGGCCGACCACGGCAGCGGGAACGGCAGCGCUUGCCCUCCGCAGAACCAUCGGGGUUUCGGCUUCGUCAUCUUCCACGAGGCUCGCGCCAUCGACGAUCUGCUCGGCAGCGGUGCCUCUCGCUUCAUUCUGCUGCGCAACGGCGCGAAGUUGGAGGUGAAGCGGGCACUCAGCAGCAACAAGAUGGGGACCACGCAGGCCGAUGCGGUAUGCACAGCGCCGCCCCUGCAGAGGAACUACCCGCCGCAGGGCCAGGAUAUCUCUCAGCAGGCUGUCGCGAAGCCAGCCUUGAGGGGCCAGGCCCACAGCGGCUUCCGGGAUAUCCAGGCGACCGGGCAGCGCCCGCAGGCACCGUCGUCGGUGCCCGCCUGGCCGGGCCUUGCUGGUGGUGCACCAGGCGGCGCUGGGGGCAACGAGAACGUGCUCAGGCAGCUGUCUCUCAUGCCGCCGCCCGCCCUAGCCGGCUACCACAGCGCGCCGCAGGGCCUCCCCGCGGGCCUCGGCGGGAUGCAGCACCCCGGUGCCGGCCGCCCGCCCCCGCCGCCGCAGCCGCCCAGCGACGCGGACGGGCGGCAGCAGCUGGACGGGCUGGCCGGCGCGUACGGCGCUGGCGUGGCCCUCGCGGCCUGGGCGGGCUCGCCGCCGCAGGGUGGCAUGGACGCAGGCGACCGCAACGGCGUGCCCCAGGAGGUCCUCGCAGGACUGGUGCUCUCCACCGGCGCCCCUGGGACACAGCAGGGCCUGCGCGGGAGCGUUGAGCCCGCUCGGUCUCCGCCAGGCGCCGGCACGCCCCCGGAGGGGACCGGCCGGGCGCAGGGCGUCGCUCUGCAGCAGGCUGUGGUGCAGUACUAUCACGACCACGUGCCCGAGAAGCUAGCAGAGCACAAGAUGCUCGACACCAUCGGUCAGAGCUUCCUGGGCCACGAGGCCGAGCUCAGCGAGGAGCUGCGCUGUAAGUACGGCGCGGGCCUCCAGCUGACCAACGACAGCUCCGCCCAGGUCGUCUCUGGUGGCGGCGUUGUGGGCUGGCAGCAGCACAGCACGUCGCAGUUCGGCCCGCCGGGUGUCCUGGCGAGCGGCGCGCGCCACCACGCGCAGGCCCCAGCCGUGGGCGCCGCGGGCGUCGGCGCGGCGCCUUUCGGCGCCCGUCCUCCGGCGUACGCGGCGGGCGGCAAGGACCGCGCGCUGAACCUGGGCGUGUGGGGCGACCACGCGCUCGCAGGCGCACACGACGUCCACAACGAGUCGGCAUCCGGGCACGAGGGUCCAGACCUCAGCUGGAUCGAAGGCAUCGUGGGCGACGAAGGCAUGGACUUCGCCGAGGACAUCAACCACAGGGUCGCGAGCGAGCCCCAGCACCGGGCACACAUGUGGGGGAACCUGCGGGAUGGCCAGCAGGUCUGGUGAGGUCGGCGCUGCCCGAGGGGGCGGCGGGGACGACCGCUCCCGCGGGCCUGGGCCGCACAGCUGCCGCCCAGGGCCCCCCCCGGGCGUCGAGGCACGGGCCUGGCGGCUUCCCGGCGGGCGAGCGAGCGGCGAGGGGUCGGUCGGGGGCCCCCAAACGGGGUGGUCACCACGCGGUUUUGGGAC